Messenger RNA from Coturnix japonica (Japanese quail), 13941 nucleotides. NCBI's taxonomy places the organism in Eukaryota, Metazoa, Chordata, Aves, Galliformes, Phasianidae. The record is from RefSeq and is a predicted model, not a curated record.
AGUCAGGCCUUUUUGUUAAAGCACAAAGGGAACAGAAUCAUCCUGACCUCCACCUCUUUGCUCUGAGUGCACAUUCUUACACAUUUCUUACUUCUGCUCCUUUUUAAAUCCUUUCCUCUCAGGUUGCUUCCUCAGACUUCCAUUGUUAGAAUGACGCCUGGAGUUCUUGGCCAGAAAACCUUUGUGUUACAAACUGGCCUAAAUAGAGAGGUCAUGGGUGGUAGCUGAUAGGGAGGUGCAACUGGGUAGUGAUACAGAAAGGCUUCACCCUGUGAGCAAGAACAGCAACCUGGCACAGAUGAAUUUCAGCAGCAGAUAGGGCUGCCUGGUGUGGUGGAAUUAGGAGGCAAUAGCUACAUGCUUUAGGGGGUGGGAAGAACAGUGAUGUUAGUGGGUGAGGAGCAGAAAGAGGGUAGUUAUGUUAGGAUGUUUGAUGCUAUGGAGGAAGGGUACCCCCACAGUGGUGAGGCUGAUGAGCUAGGAAGUGAAUUUUUAGCAGAUUUGGUAGACUGAUACAAUAAGCUUCUGGUAGCUGAGAGCAGACUGUUAGGUGGCCGAGGUAGGCAGGGUUCUAACAGUGCUGCAUGGCUGGAACAGAACUGAGCUUCACGUGCAUGACCCAGCAAUAACCCUUUGGUCAGAGGGAUACAGCAGUGCACUUGCACACAGCUGCUACUCUCAGCUUAGGUUUGUAGGGCAAGCUCAGCAGGCUGAUAUAUUUGCCUGUUGCUCAGUUGUCACAUAAAUAAGGCAAAGUAAAGAAGAUAUAGUGGGAAAUGACUGCUGUGAGCACGGCCUCCUCUCCUCAAUGAACAACAGUUGACCCAGGGGAGAAAGGUGGUGGAUUUAAUUGUGUUUAGAGGAUGAGGGAUUUCCUUCCUCAUCUCAGCAGCUGUCCAGUCCCAAUUCUAAGACUUAGUGUCACUCCUACACGUCUUUUCUUAGUACCUGUGGCUGUGUAAAGAGCAGGAGCUCGCACUUGGUUAAGUGCCUGAUAUUGAUAUGAGGUUGGUGGUGCUCCAUACUAUCUUGCGUUUCACCAUAGUGCUGACAGCCCCUACAUCUGCAGCAAGAGGAUAGACCUUCUCCUCCAUUAAUCAUUACUUCCAUCCAGGGAGUUUAAGGUAGAGCUUUUAGUAAAGGAGACAGCGAGCCGAGGUUCCUGGACAUCAGGAUGACUGGGACAGUUCACGCCAUCGGUUAAAAAUACUGUUAAUGCCUGUUGUGGAACAGCUGCUGUGUUUCAUCCCAGCCACAGCAGUACCAGGUAUGGGGAAGGGAAAGGAUGCUCUGUGUUACUGGGAAAAUGCUUUUCUUGAUUGCUUCCUCAUUCAUAAAAGCUGCUGCUAGAGAUGAUGCCUCCUCUUGGUACUGGAGAGUAGGUGUGUGAGGAGGAGGAGAGGCUGAGCUGCUUCUGCAUCAUGCUCCAAAAGCAGAGCCUGAGCUUGCCAAUAGCAACCUUAUGGAUUUAACCUCCCUUUGUGCUUUUUUUGUUGUUUAAUUUCAACUUUAAAACUACUGGCACCUUGUAAAUUGUUGCCUCACCCCUUGAUGUGCAGGGAUCCGUGUGCUGACCUUCAAGGUAAUGUCUCUGCAGGCAGAGAAAGUGCAAGUCAAGCCCCCACCAGUGUUCACCUGGCCAGCCAAUGGCUGCUGCAGCAGUGACUUCCAGAGCAGUGGUGGUGUCCUCAGGGGCUUUUUGAAGGACUCCUCUCCACUGCAGGAUCUGAUGGGCUCUCAGCACUGGGGAAGGAGCCUGCUGAGAUGAGUGGGCAGCAGUGACACAGCUUCAUGGCUUCCUAGCUCUGCUAUCCCCCUCCUGUAUUCUAUGGGAAGAGUGGCUCCCCAGAUACAAGGUGGCAGAGCCAAUCCCACCAUGAGAAAUAAACCCUGGGUGUCCUGAGCAGAGGCACUAAGGAAAAGUUUCCUCUUUCUGAGCCUGCAGGGAUUUAGAUGGGUCAUCAACAAGGUUGCAGCACAACCAAGUUGUGAUCUUGCUGUAACUCUGUAGCACAAAACCUGCUAUGUAACCGAAAGAGAGAAAGCAUCUCAUCCUACCAAAGAGCAGCUGUGUGGAGGCACCGGUUUGGUAGCAUGGGCUGCUGCAGUAGAAAUGCUGGUUUCUGAGAUGUGGCUGUGCUGGACCAUCACUGAUCCUAAAAGAAUAAAUUCCAUGCUAUUCUCCUAAAUCCCAGUGUACAGGACUACAUCCUCUUCCUGCCAUUUUUAUUCCACAAGACAACACGCAUCCAAUGCUACGGACAUAGCCACCAUCUUUCUGUAUUUUAGCAGUAGGUAGAGCAGUGCUCAGCUAGGAGAGCUGGAGGGGAUGAAACAUGAGUUUUAAAUAUAGAUCUCUCGCCAAAAUAGCAGCUUGCAUUCCCUUACUAGAGAUCUAAGGUGCAAGCAGUUCUCUGUGCACGCGUUGCAACUCCAAACAGCACGGGCUGCAUGCACACACACACACACAGGACAGUGAAAAGCAGGAACUAGUUAAUAAGUGAUGAGUUUUUUUUUGCUGUGAACAGGUGCUGUCAAGUAGGCAACUGCUCUGUAAGUCCAGAUGGACCCCCAAGGUCCUUGAAGGGCGCAUGUGAGUGCCGGCCCGAAUUCCAGGCAGCUACCUGACUUUGUGUGAAGGACCAACCACACACAUUAGGCCUUGCCUAGCUGGAAGAGCUGCACAGAUGGGAUGAGAGCUGGGGCUCUGCAGGCUACAUAACCCUCUAGCCUAGCAGCCAUGGGUCCCUGUCCUGCUCUCUGAUAGAGCAGCAGACCCAGCACAGGGCUGGGGUUGCAGGGUAGGGAGCCCUAGAUGGAUUGGGAGUAUCUCCAAAGAGAGCCUGCUAGGGAGGGCAUCAGGAGUACCUGAAAGGCAGCCUGCAGGGAGAGAUAGGACAAGUCACUCAGGGUUUGCUGAGGAGAGGAGCUGGCAGCAGAACAGUGAGCACAGGCUGGGUUUCUCCAGCUGCAUGUGUAAUCCCACGAGGGCCAUCCCCAGCAUGUGUCAGGGACAUCCCCAGGACUCCUGGCAUUGCUGCAGGCCUGUGUUUUGAACAGUUCAUCGAGCCAACAGGAAGAGCCAAGUUGGAUGUGACCCACGACUGUCCAGCUACCUCGGGGCCAGCAGAAGCUGAGGACCACUGUCACACUCAAUAGCAAGAUGGGUCACUACUUAUAAACCACCACAGUGACAUCCCUUCCUAACAGCAGCUGAGGAGGAAGGAAAAAAUAGUGGAAACAAAGGGAGGAAAGCCUGUGGGGAGCAUCAUGCUGCCUGCCAUGAACAGCCCCUGGCCCAAAGCACCUCUCCAACCCUGGCCCUGGUGGCCAAGUCCCAGGUUCAUGGCAGGGCACGAGCCAGAGCAGCACAGGUGUUUCAUGGGGGGAUCCCUGAGCUCACCUGUGCUGCCUGCCCUUCACAGCUGGCCAGCUCGCUUUGUGAGGAUGACCGUGCUUUGCAGUCAGCUCUGGUGAUUCAAUUACAGCCGGUGUUUCUGCACCACUUGCUGAGAGCAGCAAUUGAUGGGCUGCAAUCCGAGCUCCUCUGGAAAGCAUUGGGAAAACCCAGAAGGUAAGCACAGCUACAAUUGGGCUGCUGCUGCCCACCACAUGUAAUGUCUCCCCUGAGAUUGCAGAGGGGCCGCAGGGAGGCCUGUCCUGUUGUGUUGGGGCAGGCUGAGUGCAGCUCUGCACUGCACCCUGUGCCCUCAUAGCUCUUGCAGUCCCUCCUGCAGGAGUGCUCCAGAGUAAGCUGUGAAGUCCCAUCACUUGCAGGCAUUCAGGGCUCCUGUGGGGGCUGUCAUUCUCGAGGCCCUGCUUCCAUUUCAGCCCCAAGUCCCCCCCCCAUGCUCUCAGCUGACCACGACAUUCCUGAGGCUGCACAGACAUGGGGUUGCUAUUGUAGUCCUUAACACAGGUCCUGGUAUCUCCAUCUCCCUCUGAUCUUCACCCAGCCUUCCCUCACACACUGCCCCAUUCCUUUACACCAGAGGUUGCGUGGGUUACAGCUCCAGGAACAGGAAGAUAAAUCAGAAGCUACGUAGACCUUCUUUUCACAUGGUGAGGAAUUAUUUACACUCGGGUUGGGAUUUGCUGCUCUACUAAUUUUGUUGUCUCCUCACUUGUCCCACAUUGCAGCCGCCGUUCCCUGCCCGCUCCCUUCCCUCACUGCCCCCACUUUCACGCUGCUUCCCCCAGCCCACUUUGGCCCAAGGAAGGUGAGUCCUCACCUCAAAUAUCACUGAGUUUAACAGAGAAAGAGGAAAGGAGAUGCAAAACCACCUGACCUUUAAAACAGCCACGUUCUCACAUUUCCUCCCCGCCUCAAAGCAGCUCUUUGCUCUGCUGUAACCUUCUCUUCCCCGUCCCAGCAUUUAUUUAUAAGUGCAAUCAAUAAUUAAGGAGCUGCCUGCCUUCCUCAGCUGCAGUGUUGACAGAGGCACUGCUGAUGCUUCCUGGCUCAUCCUGGCUGCUCUGCUCACUCAGGCUUUUAAUUCUCUCUACUGCCCAGCUGGAAACACAGCGGCAGCCCACCCAGAGAUGGCAACAGCAAGACCAGCCCUGCCACGCUGAGCACUCCCUGUCUGCAAAGAGAAUCCAGGCGGAUUUCCCUGCAGAGAGGACAAGAGGGCACGAAGAGGGGGCUGGGACUCUGCCACCCAUCACUGUAGGGAGGGCGAUGGCAGCUGGCAGCUCCUCAGCCCUUGGCACCAGGCCAUGCAGCCCCGGCAGGGAUGAGGUGCAAAGGGGGGAAGAGGGCACCGAAGGACAGCAUCAGCUCAGCAGCUCUCAGCAGUGAGCUCCCAGGCUGUCCUACCCCAUCAGCAUCCUCCUGCCGCAGCGACCGCGCUGACAUUGUCCUCAUUGUGUUGGGCUUUGUUUUCCCACAAGGAAAGUGGGCACUGCCCUCAGCUGGAGCAGCCCCUGGGUCUCUGAGCUGCUGUCUAGCAGCCAUGUGAGGGAAAGGUGCUGUGCUGCUUUGCUUGAACUUCCCAGGUGCUCACAGUGUAAAACCACCUGGGCUGGCAGACUUGAUUCCCCCCCCCUGCUCCAUGUCCCUGCACAGCACCUAACCCUGUUGCAAAUAUUUCACAUUGAUCAAAGCACAGCACAACAGGGAGAGGCUGGAAUUAGGGCAAGAGAGGGAAUGAUAUGCAUCCACAAGCUGAAAUGCACAUCAUGGACUCCCAAAGCAACUCAAGUGACCAUGCAAAGUGAAGGAAGUAUCUCCAUGGGGCUCUGGAAAACAGCCUCCCACCAGCUCUCAUCCCCAGCAAGGGAAGGGAAAAGCUUCACACCUGCUCUGAAUGCUGUAAAGGCUGCAAGAAACACAGCCAAGAAUAGAAGGUUCACCAGAUCCUGUCCCUCCUCCGCAUGGAAAUCCCACCAGCAGCCACAGGGCUGUGGCACCAUCCCAUCACACAGGAACAGGAAGGAAGGCUGGCAAAAGUGUUCAGUGAUCCCAGUGACCUUCCUUACAGCCCAACCUGCUGCAGUGAGCCCUAAUUCUGAGCAUGAUCCCUUAGCACUACCAACAGGCUUGUCUUCCCCAUUCCCACCAAGGAGCUGAGCGGCAGCGAGGGGACUUGUGCUGCAUGGAGCAGAGCUGAGAGUCCUGCUGCAACACAGAAGUGACAGUGGGAGACCCCAGAGCUAACAGAAAGGCCCUGGUGCCGUGAUGAUGGCAUUUCCUGAGUAUCAAGAGCCAGCAGAAGGUGUCAAAGUCCCUUGAAGAGAGAAGGAACUGCUCAAGGGGCGGCCAGUGCUCAGCCAGCAGCAAGUGUGGCCGCAUCCUCAGUUUUAUCCAUUAAUUAUAACUGCUUUGGAGCUGGGAACAAGGAGAGCUGUAGACCAGCUCCUCUCUUCUCUAGCAUCCCCCACCUCAAUCCCACACAGCUGGGGCUGAAGCCUAGGGAAGCAAGGGAAAGCACAACAGCCUGAAGUCUGCAUCCACUGCUAGAGUUGCACUGGUUCUUCAUCGUGGUUUUUUUCUGUAGCUUAAAGGAUAGAGAGGAAGGGAGGGGGGCCUGGCACAGCUCCUGCUGGAGUUAGUUUGCCAUCUGGCAUUUGGAUGAGAUGCAAGGGGCUGAGUGGGAGUCAGCAGAGAGGCCUGAAUCUUCUGGCCUGAUGCUGGAGAGGUGUCAGUGAGAGGAAAGGAGUGGGUGCUCCAGCAGCAAGGAGAGGGGCUGUAGACAGGAGCUGCUGGGUCCCUGGGCACAGCUCCUACCAGCCUGGAGGCUUUCAAGAUUCUGUCAAGAAAGCAUAUGAUCUGAAAAACGCAUUUGAAACAUGAGAAGAGCCAAUUAAACUAUCCAGCCUAGGGAGUUCCAGCAGUAGCAAAUGCAUCCACCCUGCUGUGAGCAGCAAGCAUCCUAGAAGGAAGGGGUUCCCCAUGGUGGAGUGCUGCCAGCUGCUGAGUCUCCCACCUGCCGGCAUUCUCAGGCUCUUUAGUAGGACCAUUCCCCUCACCUCCUGCUUGGUUCCUGUGUCGCAGUGGAAAGGUCAAGGUAAAAUGAGCUUCACAGCUCCUGCUGCUCUCAGCAGCCAGGGGUGAGCCUACAGGAUGUGUUAGGAGCUAAGCACCGCUCCCCACCGUGCACUGCAGGCAGCAGCUGGGCUGGCUCUUGUGAGCAGGGCAGGGGGCUGGAAGGUGGGAGGUGGAACCAAAUCCAAGCUAAUUAAGGGUAAUUACUGCUCUUCCCAGGAAGCAGUAGGAGACAGAAUCCACAAUCAGCCCCUCUAUUAAUAGCUGUCAGCAGCUGCACAGUUCUGCUGGGACCCAGGGAGAGCAGAAAGCUUUGGAGGAGAAGUAGCACAUGUGCAUACAGUGCUCCCCAUCCCAUCAGUGCUCCCCAUUCCUUCAGUGCUGGAUUCACAGGGAGUUAUUUCCUCUCCUGUUCCUUUCACCACUUCCUCUAGAACCACAAGAGAUGUUGACAGCUUUUUAGCAGCACUUUCCAUCAGGAACCAACAGGAGGAAGGCCUGGAGACUGGGCUUUGGGUCUUGUCUCCACUCAUCAGCAUCUUCAUUUUGUCCAGCCCCCAUCAGUCUAGCAACUUUCUGUGCUUCUCUGAGCUUCCCACUGAAGCAGCACAAGCCACUUUGCAAGGAGAGACCCUGGAAGCAAGGACAAACUUCACCAGCUCCUGCCAAGGCAAAUCCUUUUUAUGCCAGGCACACACUGAGCAGCAAAUCCACCUCUCACAAUCUCCAACCAUACCCCAGGGGUGUGCAUGACACAACAAAGCAUGCCCAACAGAUUGGGGUGCCCCACUGCAAAAGCCACCCCAUAUGGCCUAAAGAACAUGGAUAAAAUUGUGUCCUAAACUGCAGUGAAUUCUGGCCAUUGUGAUGUGACAUGAGGACAAAAGGGGCUGCAGGAGGUGCCUUAACAGGGCUGGCUGGGAGGAUUCGUGCAUGGAUUUUUUCCCCUUCCACUGCUGCUACCUCCAGAUGCCACUACACUCACACAGCCUGCCGCAUGCUGCAGGCAAGAGCCUUGCCAGAUGCGUUGUGCAGUCCCUGAGGAGGCAGCUGGUGCUCGUGUUGUCCCAUCGGGGAGAAACCCAGCAGCCCAUUAGAAGUGAGAAAAGCUGCUGAGCUGCAGGAGAGAAAGCACCUGGGCAGCCCAGCCACCUCCUCUGCUCGGGCAUGCAACCACACACACUGCCCCGUGGGAUUCUCCCUUCUCAGAGUGGUGUGGUGCUGUAUUUGUCCUAUGAUGCUCAACUACCAGCAAGUCCUUACAAAGACACGAAGAAAUCAGAGUGGGAGAAGCCAGGAUAACACAUUUCUAGUCUCAUGCCUGUGACACCAAAUGGGUUGUCACCAUCCAGCCAUCAGCCACAACAGUAUCCCAGCUGCAGAUGCCCCGUGGGAUGUGUCCCCCCACCAGUGCACUGGCUCCACUUCUAGUUUGUUAUUGUGGUAUUCACUACUAACAAAGUGAAGCUGUUCUCCAGCUCAUUUGAGGAGCAGCAGUGACUCUGACUGCACACCCUGCUGGAACACAUGCAUGGAAAUAAAUGUUCAGGUAGUCAUCAAAGGAAGAGUUAAUGCAGACGUUUUUAAGGUGCUGCUCCUUGUUUUCAAUGAUUCGAGACCUGAAUGCAUCCCGUUCCACAGCUGACUGCAGUAUGUGGCCAUACUGUCCCUGGGAUCCCAUGGCUCUGGGCAGACAUGGCUGGACCCCACUGGACCCCAAAUCCUUCAUAGCACAGCAUCAGUAUCUCAUUACCAUGAGCUGGGCUGAAGGCUUUGCCAUUGCAGGCUGCUCUAAGUCUCUGCUCAGUGCAAGAGAGAACACUUAUGGCUGUGUAUUGUCCUCAGUCUCACUUUUUCAAGCUCUAGGAAGCCCUGAAGAUGUUUAAACACCAGCGUGGCCCACAGGCUGCCUCUCUUGUGCCCAGAGCUGGGGGACAGCAGUGUCACCCGCCUACACAAGGAAGCACAUUGCUGCUGAGGUCUGGCUUCACACCGCUCAAAGUCACGCUGCACGCCUCAGGAUCUUGAUGCUUUUUUAGGUCUAAAUGCGUGUUGUUUCGCUGUGAAGUCUUCGGGGUAAUCUCAGGUCACAUUCAUCACAUCGGCACAAUCAGGAGGUGUAUUUUAAACGAAAGGCAGCGCAGCUUCCCCAAAACGCCAGCUAUCUCGGGACUAGCGAGACUAUCAUGAGAGCUGGCACCAGCGUUGUGUGCACCCCCACAGGGCACGCAGCAGCUGACAUAGUGCUGUGUCCACUGCCCAGCCCGUCGGCGCUAUGAAUGUCACCUUUCAGCCAGAAAAUCUGUGGGCAAAUACCGAAAUGCUUCCAUCUGAGAAAGGGGAAAAAUGCGACGUGAGCUUUCAUCCCUCGGUUGACUCCAUAUAUUGCGCUAUGCGUGCAGUCCCUACGUGUGCUGCCGACGAUGCAGCUCUGCCUGCUCCCCUCCGCUGCUCAACACGCUGUUGCCGGGUUGUGGCACGGCCAGCCCCGCCGCCACCGCGUCCCCGGAGACCGGCGGCCGCCCCGGCAACGGCCGCGUCCCCGACGGUAGCCUGGCUGGAAAGUGCAGUGGUGUUUUCCUGAUCCCGAGCCAUUUUCUUGUACCUGAAGAAGGUACCUGCUGAAGGAGAAACGGGCCCUGAGCAGGAGGCAGCAGGCAGAAGGUGGCAGGGACAGAGCCGUCCCCUCAGUGCAUCCCUCCCAAAGCAGGCUCAUGGCUGACUCGCACUCCGUGCACCGCAUCAUCGAGGAUCCUGAGUGGUGCCUCAUCACUGUCCCCCCACUCAGCGAGCUCUGCCUGCAGCACAUCGUCCAGAAUUUCACAAACAACCCUAUUUUAUAUCUCCUUCCACCUGAGGACCAAAAGAAGGUGCUGGCCAGGCUUCCCACAGGCCUUCCGCUCACUGUCACUGCCAACCUGAUACGUGAUGAGGAUUACUGGAAGAGAUGCUGCACCGAGCGCUGGCAAGUGUGUGACAUCUCCAGCCACGGAGGCAGCUGGAAGCGGAUGUUCUUUGAAUGUCACCUGGAGAACAUCCUGAAAUGCUUUGUCCCCAACACCACAGACCCCAAGCAGGUCCUGGAGCUCAUCCCUCUCUGCAAAGACUACGUGCGGAAACUGGUGGUUGAUCAGUUCCUGCCACCAGUGAAGACGGAUGAAGAGGAGGAGAUGGAUGACAUUUCUGAUUCGGAGAGUGAUUUGGGGUUUGACGAGGUCUGCAUUCAUCACUAUGACCUGGGAAGACUCGUUCCUGCUCUCCCUCUCCUUGAAGAGCUUCAUCUUACUUACGGCGUGAAGGACUGUGGCAUGAACUUUGAGUGGAACCUCUUUAAGUUCACCUACCAGGACUGUUGCAACCUGGCUGCUGCCGUGAAGAUUUGUAAGAACCUGAAGGUUUUCAAGCUGACACGCAGCAAUGUGGAUGAUGACAAGACCAAGCUGCUGGUCCGCAAUUUGUUGGAUCACCCCUCCUUGCUGGAGCUGGACUUAUCCCACAACCUCAUCGGAGACAAGGGGGCACAAGCUGUCAGCAAGCUGAUCAACCGCACCAAGUUAGAGGUCCUCAAUCUAUGGAACAACCAGAUCUGUGAUGAGGGUGCCCAGGCUCUGGCCGAAGCGCUGGCAAUGAGCUGCACCCUGACCUCCUUGAAUCUGCGCCUCAACCACGUGGAGGACAAGGGCGGGGAGGCAAUGGGCCGCGCUCUGCUGACCAACAGCAGCCUGAAGUCCCUCCACAUGGGAGGCAACAAGAUUUCAAAGCAGACAGCUGUGCUUUUCUGCCAGGUCCUCACUCAGAACUCCACCCUGACUUGUAUCAACUUCUCAUGCAACCCCAUUGGGACGGAUGGUGGGAAGAAGCUGCUCGAAGGGCUCGGGCAUAACCAGACUAUGACCGAGUUUGACCUCCGCCUGACAGAGGUGGGUGAGGAGUGCGAGUACCUCAUCAACCAGAUUCUGUGGUCCAACAGGGAUGCUGCCUUUCCACGCCCUGUGCUGGAGCAGCCUGCUGAGCCUCUAUGACCGGACAGCUGCAGCAAAAAAGAAGUUGAAGGAUGCUCUUGGCUCCUUUUGCUGCGUGCAGCCAAGACUAUCGGCACCAUUUAACCACCAUCCAAGCAUGCUCCUGAGCUGUGUUCCUCCUGUGAACUGCUUGGACACCACAAGAGACCAGCAGCCUAUUACCACCAGCGUGCGAGGCUUCAAACCAUGGAUGAAUUGUUAACAAUUAAAGCCCCAGCAGCUGAUUGUACCAGCAGUUUCUCCAAGUGUGAUGCUGCCAUUGCCCAGUCAGUCGUCACCUUCAGGCUGGGUUACAGGUGUGAGCAGCAGCAGCUGCAGGCACCCAUGCAGGAUGGGAGCAUCCCCCUGCCCAUGUGGCAUGUGUGGUUCUGUGCCAGACUGACGGGGGGAGGGGAGGACGAGGCAGGGGAAUGAUGGAGGUGCCGGGGGCUGGCUGGCAGUAAUGGCAGAUGGCGAGCCGUGCUUUGUGCAGGCAGAGCGAGGAGCCGGUGGCGGCUUCCUGAGCCUCUUGGCUUCCGCUCACAGCAACGGAGGCACCGGUUUGCAAGGUGUCGUGCUGGCAUAUGUUGCCAACAGGAUGGCAGGCUGCUUUCAGGCAUCAGCUGGGGAUGGAGGAGCAGGAGGACGCGUGGGGAUUGGUGCUGCACUCAGCAUCCCUUUGCUUCAGCAGGGCUGGAUUUGUCCCUGUUGAACUCCAUCCCUGCCUGCCGCCUACCUGCUGGCCAUAAGCACAGCCGGCCACGGUGUUGCUGAGUGGUAUUUAGCCACAGGGGAGGGAGAAGGGGGCUGUGUGUGGCCUAUGGAAUGGCGUAGUAGAGUCGGCUGUGUCUCGUGACAUAGGGGACAUAGCCCAGUACCUCUUCUGGUGGCACUGGAGAGGGCUGAGGCGUGAGCUGGUGAGUCUGGGCAGAUGGAAGCAGCACAGAGCCAGGCCUCACAUCAGCCUCCCUGGGCAGAGGGGACAGCUGAGAUGUGAAGCAUUUCCUCCCUGCAAGCUGUGCCCAAAAUAGCCAGCCCUGUCAGAUCCCCAUCCCUGGCCAUGAUGGAUUAGCCUCUCCCAGGCACAAGGCAAUUUAUUCAUUAGUGACAUUUACACCUUGUGGCUGCAUUAUCCAUUGCGGUUUGGUGACACGUGCUCUGGCUGUCAGUGCUGGGCCUGGAGGCAGCAGUGUUGCUCUGACGAUGCAGCAAAGCCCUGCCUGGGCACCUCAGCUGGGAAAGGCCUCCUCCAUCCAGUGUAUCUUCAUGCAGGAAGGGCCUGCCCUGAAAGUCCGCUUUGCCCCAGCUCUUCUUCAUCCUUGACCCAAAACACAGCUGCUGCACUAUAGCAGCCUCUCACCCUGCUUUGCUUCACGUCUCCCACAGAAAUCCCCACAUCUGCAAAGCCUCUGACAGCUGCUCUCAGCCAACCUGUGGGCACAGGGCACGCAAGUGGUGCUGAGCAAGCGGUGCUCACAUUCAGACUGGUGGGUUACCCCAUCAAUACACUUGAGGUCACUACGAGUUCAGUGACAUUUCCCAGGAGAGGACUGGAAUGGUGUGAGCUCAUGUCCCAGAAGCAGCUGAUGGAAGAGGGGUGAUUUGGGAGCUCAAAGGAAUACUAAUGUUUGCAUUGGAUUGGAGGAGGGUGAGAAGAGCUGGAGAGCAUUGGCCAGGGAGCAGAUCCAACGGCUCUCUCCUCUCAGCCGGCCAGCAAGGGAUUAGCUUCAUCUCAAACACAGCUUAUUCCAUGCUUUUAUCCCUGCUCUCUGCCAGUCACUGCAGCAAAUGUGACACUUUGCACCAUCUUCCUGCAAAAACCAGGUCAGGAGUUUCCUCUCACAGAUCACUGAGCAAUGCCCUGCCAUGCUGCAACCCACUUGCUACAGAACGAAGGGGACGUACCAGACCAAAGCCACCAACACAUCCAGACUUACCCUUGGAGGUGCACCCAAACAACAGGCAACUACUUCUCCUUGUGCUGACGUGUGCUUUCAACAGACGCCCUCUCUGCGUGUGCUCUGGAGAUGUGCACUGACUUAGGAGUGGGUCUUCCAAAGCUUUUCACCCUGUCAGGUUCAUGGGCUGCCACCCAAAGUCUGAAUUCAUGGCAUGCUGGCUGACAGCGCUGCUAAUGGAUAUUUGGAUGGUGGGACCGAUACAAAAUACUAAGUCAUCUCAACACAUUCUAGCUAGGCAUUUUUUCUUUCACUAAUGUAAGUAGCUAAGAUCGCAGAAGCAGCUUGCAUUGAUGGAGAGUGAAAGAACCUCGUGUCUGUGUGUGAAGUUACUUUGCUCUAUGAAGUCCACUACAUUAUAACCACAGCAGGCAAUGCAUCCACUCCCAAAGUCUGCAGGAUUGGAGAGGCUUCAGGAUGGGCACUGAUAUCUCACAAGCUUCAUUUCCCUGGAAGGCUGAGGUUUACAAAAAGCAACCAAACAAAAGGCCCCAACAAAAACAGUCUCCACUGGAAAGAGGGGAGGAAUAAAAGCCAGUUAGCUUUCCAGCAGCAGCUGUGCCAUGCUGCAUACUGUCACUGGCUCCUCGAUACUCGGCAUUUCCUGGACGUGUUGCAUAGGUUGAUGAUGGAUCUGAUAGUAGAGCCUGGCUGUGGGCUGCAGGAAGAGGAGAUUGCUGAACUCCACAGGAAAACUGUCCUUCCCCAGGUGAGACAGAUGGUGUGAGGAGGGAAGGAAAAAGGGGAGGCCAUGAGUCUUGCAGAUUCAAUUCUGUCCUUGGAACUUGGUUUCCCAUUGCAUGUAGAAAGGCUGCAGUCCUGUGGGAGAAGGCUCCUCUCCCAGCACAGCAAAGGUCAAUUUGCUCAUUAGCUGGCUUCUGAGGGAGUAAACAAGAUCACAACCAUGAGUGUAAUGUUUCCCUUCAUGGAGCAGCUGUGAUGGAGGCAGCAAAGCGGAACAAUUCAACCCAUUGCUUGAAAAGACAGUAGAAAUUCAACAUUCAUUCAUGUUGGCCAAGUCCCAGUGUGAGCUCUACACAUCGAAGCAACACCGCAACAGAUCAGUUUGUCUGGAUUCAAGGACAGAUCACUCUGAAGAGUUGCUAAGCCACGCUCACUCUGGCAUAGCACCACAGGCUUCAAGAAAGUUACACUAGGAAUGAAUGCAGCCUAUUUAUGUCUAUCAGAAAUGUGACUUAACACCUUUCUCAUUCUUCCAGAAUUCCCACAGAAACAUGAACCUAAGUGGGCUCAACCCGAAGUCUCUAAUAUGCUCCCAGGCCCUAUAAUACAGCCUUCUAUCCCCAGGUACAUCUGGCUUAAUGGAAAUUAUAGGCUCACAUGCAAUGCAGGAGGCAGUGUUACCAAACAGAGCUAACAAACCAUAACACAUUUCUGGGACGAUACAGAUCCAGAUCGUUCUCAUAGAGACCCAUCUUCAUAUUCACACAGACCUCAUUGUAACCACUGACCAUACAUGAAACGUGAUUAGAAG